Messenger RNA from Rosa rugosa (rugosa rose), 1485 nucleotides. RefSeq lists its product as uncharacterized. Bases 370 to 1302 code for a protein of 310 amino acids. Gene Ontology annotation, molecular function: catalytic activity. NCBI's taxonomy places the organism in Eukaryota, Viridiplantae, Streptophyta, Magnoliopsida, Rosales, Rosaceae. The transcript is spliced from 8 exons. The record is from RefSeq and is a predicted model, not a curated record.
UCUAUUUCCUUUCAAUUUAUCUGUUCUUCUGUUGAAGCAAGCAAGCCCCAACAACAAUGGGAAGCCCCAACAAGUCAAAUGCGUCUCCUUUUCUUACCACAAGGGGAGAAUCAGCGCCGCCGCCCGAGUCUCCGGCCAAAGCGCUCCGCCGGAUUCUGGAGUUGCCAGGGGUUCACCAAGGCCCUGCUUGCUUUAAUGGUCUCAGCGCCAAGCUUGUUGAAAGAGCUGGCUUCCAGUAUUGCUUCACCAGUGGAUUUUCGAUAUCAGCUGCUACAUUAGGGCUGCCAGAUACAGGUUUUCUAUCCUACGGAGAAAUGGUGGAUCAGGGGCAACAAAUUACCCAAGCUGUGUCAUUUCCUGUCAUUGGGGAUGGUGUCUCCAAAAGCCUGCGGUCAUACACAAGGCAGGAAAGUGGUGUCAAGGGAGGAAGCUGUGAUGCGGAUAAAAGCAGCAGUUGAUGCUCGGAAAGAGAGUGGCUCUGACAUUGUAAUUGUAGCACGAUCUGAUGCUCGUCAAGCAGUGUCUUUGGAAGAAGCACUUUGGAGGUCAAGGGCAUUCGCUGAUGCUGGAGCAGAUGUUCUUUUCAUUGAUGCACUAGCCUCAAAAGAAGAAAUGAAGGCUUUCUGUGGAGUAUAUCCCCUAGUUCCAAAAAUGGCGAAUAUGCUUGAAGGAGGGGGAAAAACACCAAUACUCAAUCCUCUCGAACUUGAGGAAAUUGGAUACAAACUUGUGGUUUAUCCACUUUCCUUGAUUGGGGUAUCUAUUCAAGCAAUGCAGGACGCACUAGCUGCUAUCAGAGGAGGUCGUAUCCCUCCACCUGGAAGCAUGCCAUCUUUUGAAGAGCUUAAGGAGGUCCUAGGUUUCAACAGUUAUUAUGAAGAAGAAAAGCGGUAUUAUAGUAACAGCAGUCAGCUGUCUUCUGAAAGAUUGGCCAGUAGUGUAUACAGUCUUCAAGGGACAUAUAAAAAUGCAGAACCAAAAGAUCAGAGUCCUCAAGAUCCCAUUGUUGAAGUUAUAACACCUGAAGUGUACAAUAACUAUGGUGCAGAUGGUUUCAAGGAUUCAUUUUCCGGGAUCUGGUCUCGGAAAUUGAGAAUCAAAAUAACUGGAAGAGAUGGAUUUGAGAAACUUGAAGUUAGAAUUCCUGCUGGAUUCUCGGACGGAAUCACCAAUAUAGUUCCAGCUCUUGGGGGUGUAAACAUCAAAGAAUUGUUGAAUGAGGCAGCUGAUGAAAUGGGAGGGAAGCAGCUGUUAGAUUUUAAUGACACAAUGGGUGAUAGAACUCAAGUUUUUCUAGAGUAAAUCUCUUGUAGUUGAUUUUUACAAGGAUAUUGUAAAAGAUAUACCCUAUGUAUAUCAAGAAUAAUCCUCCGAGAGGCUUUGUUUGCAAACUAAAGACGUGAAAAAGUGUACGUAGAGACUAAGAGGUAUCAGGAUAUGCUACGUUUUUGGUUUAGAAGUAAGAGGAUAUUUUUUUUCUUUUUA